This is a messenger RNA of Triticum dicoccoides, 1165 nucleotides long. Its product is annotated as cell number regulator 6-like. NCBI's taxonomy places the organism in Eukaryota, Viridiplantae, Streptophyta, Magnoliopsida, Poales, Poaceae. The record is from RefSeq and is a predicted model, not a curated record. The transcript is spliced from 4 exons. The coding region runs from base 105 to 848 and encodes 247 amino acids.
UCUCACUCCACCACUCGCACCCGUCCCCACACUCCCCACCGCGCAGCCCUCCCCUUCGUCGGCAGCCCAAAAACCCUCGGGGGCGAAGCGAGGAGAGGACGGCAAUGGCGGAGGCGAGCCGCAGCCACCCGUCGCAGUACGUGAGGCUGAAGAAGGACCAGGACGCUUCCGCCUCCGGCCCCAGCGUGGAGGACAUCCGCCCUGGCGAGCUCAACCUGCCCGUCGCCGUCCCGCAGCUGGAGCAGAGGAAGUGCUUCGAAUGCGGGCAGGUGCUGCCUGAGAGCCACCGGGCGCCGGCCGACGAGCCGUGGACAACCGGCAUCUUCGGGUGCGCCGAAGACCCCGAGAGCUGCCGGACUGGUCUAUUCUGCCCCUGUGUUUUGUUUGGACGAAAUGUUCAGGCUCUUAGAGAAGAUAUCCCAUGGACAACACCCUGCACUUGCCAUGCUGUCUGUGUUGAAGGUGGCAUUGCAUUGGCAAUCCUUACAGCUAUAUUCCAUGGUGUUGACCCAGACACAUCAGUCCUGAUUGGUGAAGGCCUGGUGUUCGGUUGGUGGUUAUGCUCUAUAUAUACUGGUAAUUUUCGUCUACAGCUUCAGAGGAGGUAUCAUCUCGAGAACUCUCCAUGCCCUCCUGGCAUAGUCCACUGCUGCUUCCCCUGGUGCGCGAACUGUCAGGAGCAUCGUGAAAGGAAAGGCCGCCUCGCAGAAAGCAGUGCUGUUCCAAUGACCAUUGUCAACCCGCCGCCGCCGCUGCAAGAGAUGAGCAUGGUCGAGAACAACGCUCCCACAUCCGAGAAUGAAGCGUCGAAGGCCGAGCAUGAUGAUGUGGAGGUGAUACCUCUCUAGGAAAGAUAGCAUGAGAACUGAAACUGACAUGGAAUCUGCUAGCCAAUUUAGAGACUACCAUAUAUUGUUAAUAAAUCACUGUCAUCUGGCAGGUACCGUAUGAAACAUUGUUCUGAUCCAGAUUUUAGUUUAUGACCAUUACUACCUAUGAUAGAAUGUUGACCGUGGGCAUGUAAUAUAUGUGUGGAGACCAUUACUACCUAUGAUAGAGUGCUGCCCGUGGGCAUAUAAUAUAUAUGUGUGGAGACCAUUACUACCUAUGAUAGAAUGUUGCCCGUGGGCAUAUAAUAUAUGUGUGGAUAUAUUUACAUUUGUGA